Lineus longissimus is the source of this 4438-nucleotide messenger RNA. RefSeq names its product sperm axonemal maintenance protein CFAP97D1-like. The transcript has 4 exons. Lineage: Eukaryota; Metazoa; Nemertea; Pilidiophora; Heteronemertea; Lineidae. The coding region runs from base 85 to 810 and encodes 241 amino acids. The record is from RefSeq and is a predicted model, not a curated record.
UUGAUCUCCGACAACAGUAGCUCGGCGGGUUGCAUUAGUUUCGCUCUAGUUAUUGUGUGAAAAGGGCAAGAAUAUCCGGAGAAAAUGCAUCGAUCUUAUCAGUCUAUCCUCCCCUGCCACAAUAAGUUAUUACAACAGAGAUGGGAUGAGACAUAUUACAAUGAACACAGGCGAAAGGUAGCGGAGGUAAAGCCCAUGGUCGACACCAAGGCGCCAAGGACUUAUAUGCAUUUACAUUUGAAACUAAAGAAAUUACAAUUAGAGGAAGAACGUCUAGCGACAAUUGAGAGGGAUAACCGAAUUCUGUUGGAAAAGAUGGCAUAUAUCAUGAGAACGCGAGGACGAAUCGAUAAUAGAAAUGACUAUGAAUACAAAAGUUUGAACCGAGAAAAACGAAAACGUGAAUUGCUACGCAUCACCCAUGACAACCAAGAAAUCCUUCGCCGCAUCACGCUACGACAGCCUGAGUACGAUCAUAUCAAAUGGCAGAUGGAUUGGGAAGAGAAUCAGCACUUUAUGGAUAAUAUCUCACAUUAUCCCAAGGAGUGGUGGCUCAUGCAAAAGAGUGCUUAUGGUGGUGCCAGUAGUCGACAGCAGAGCGCUCGGGAGAGUGCCCGAGGCAGUACUGCCCGCAGUCAAAAGAACGAGGGUGCCCAGUCGGGCGGUGAGGCAAAGGAGGAGAAGCAGGAAAGUGAACAGAAGCCGGAAAGUGAGAAGGAGCCGGAAAGUGAGCAGGCGCGGGAAAGUGAGCAGCAGCGGGAAAGUGAGCAGGAGCAGACAGAGCAGGAAGAACAGCAGGAACAGGACUAAAUCGCCAAAUUGAGAGAGAUUUGAAUUACGAUUGAGAUUGAUGCGUUUAUGAUGAGGUAGUGGCUAUAGAAUCUGCUAGGUGGCGCAGUCAGUUGUGUACCUUUUCAAGGCUCAUGAGGAGGCCGGUUUCAUACCAGAAGAACAAGAAACAAGGUGAAACGACUUUGGCAAACCAAUCUCGUCUUGCAACGUCCAAUCUGUGGUUGUGACGUGAUUUGCUUCCCCUGUUCGUUGGCUCUGUUACUCGUACUGCACGUCAUGUGACAUCGUUUACAUCAUCAGCAGUUGGCAUUGUCUCACGAUGUUUACACAGGCCUUUGAAAGGUACACGCCUUGCUGCGCCAUCUAUCAAAGUCCACUACCCCAUGGUUGGUCCUUAGGGAAGUGAAAAUUAUUCAUGGACUGAUAUGGGUCAGUGCCCUUGUUAUAAGGGGUACUGUUGUGUCAGAGGUGACCUUGAAAGGGAGGUUUAUCUGUACUUGUUCUAAACCUUACAAAAAAAGCCAAGAUCAUCAGUUCUUUGACUAGAGUGUUUGGUUUAUCAGAUAACGAAAAUCUUGUUAAAAAGAUUUUUGACAUCUAAAUAUGUUUAUAUUUGACUUCAUAAAGUCGGUGAUAUCAUCCAUCAAAGUUUCGAUGCUGUGAUUACAAUAGCCAUAAUAGCUGGCUGCGUUAUAUAGAUUGAACUUGAGCUCAGUUUAAAAAAAGUCAGUCAUGACUGUACAUGCUGAUUUAAUACCUAAAUGUCAAGAUUACCGACCAAUCAUGAAUUGAGAUUGUGUAUCGAAUGAAUUAUUGGAUUGUAAAGUGUUAGAUCAUGAGGUAAUGAUUAUUGAUUGAUUUUAAUAUGGCAGUCGAAUUUUGAAAGGCGAGGUGAGGUUGUUUAUCAAAUUUUGUCAUUGGCAUAAAUUCAUUCGAUCUGAUAUCAUUGAUGUACAAGUGCUUUAAAAUUUCUGUUUUCCAUUUCCCAUCUGGUUAUUGUGUAAAUUGACCCAAAAAAUCCUCUCGUGGCAGUAUUGAUCAGCCCACUUUGGUUUUAUUGCAUUAAUCAACCUCAGCCCAGCAGGUGAUUUAAAAUUUGGUUUGCCAUGCUCAUAUGAAGUUCAUUGUAACCAUGACAUCCUCUGACAGUUUGUUUUUUUACAAAAGUGGCAUUAUUUUCUAUACAUUGUAUACGUGUUUGACCUAGUAAAUUAAGACUGGAUCAGAAUUUGAUCUGGUCUGAAUUUGAUUUUUGUCCGCACUGUCAGAAUUUGAUCCGGUCUAAAAUCGAUUUUUCUCCACUAUUAGAAUUUGAUCUGGUCUAAUUUUGAUUUUUCUCCACAUUAUCAGUAUUGGAACCGGUCUAAAUUUGGUUUUCUCCACUCGAUUAGAAUUGGAUCCGGUCUAAAAUGUGCUUUUCUCCACAUUAUCAGAAUUGGAUCUAGUCUAAAUUUGCUUUUGCUCCACACUAUCAGAAUUUGAGCCGACCUAAAUGUGCUUUUUGUCCGGACAAUCAGAUAUUGAUCCGCUGGAGGAGAGUGCCAACAAAUGACUGAACGCCACCUGUGGCCAAACUCUGAACGUUAUGACCUGGCUAUUUCUGUCCACACUGUGGAAAAAGGCUUAAAAGCUCGUCCGGAUAGGGUAUGUAAUAAACGUGUAAGGUUAAAAUCUGAAGAAAUUCUCUAAGAGCUGUUUAUUUACAGAACUUUGUUUCUCGACCAUGACAUUGAUGUAUUCCUGUAUUAUCCGAAGUAUUAUGUGGUGUAUUGCCUGUCGUGACUUACUGCUGAGUUUCAUUAAAUAUUAGUAUAAUUUCAGAAUUCAUGUAUUAUCAAUGACCUUUUAGUUGUUCAUCCAGAUGAGGACUAACUUUCGUAGUACAUGUUGUGGAUUCCAUUGGUUGCUAUGGACUGUUGUGGGUGCCUAGAUACAGUUGCCAUGGUUACUGUUGUAGUCCCCAUGGCAGCUAUGAGCCAGACAACAUUGUCAUGGUAACUCAUGUGCCAACCAUGUCAAUGGAUGCCGUUGCCAAGGUUCGAACCAUGUCACUAGAUAAUGUUGCCAUGGUUACCAAUGUAGUUGCCAUGGCAACUAGAUACGAUUGCUAUGGUAAUAAUUACAUUCCACUUUUUUAAUCAUGAUCAUAUUCUUGCCAAACAGUCAUUUUGUCCGAUUUUCGAAAGUGAAGUUGUGUCACAAUCAUUCUACAUGUACCUGUAUUCCCAAAGUAUGUAUUAUUAUUCUCACAGACUCAUCAACCUUUCCAUUAUUCAGUGGUUGUGAUACAUGUAGCAUAUGAUGUUUUGUAUACGAAAUCUUUGAAAUAACACUUUUGUGCAACUUUAAAAUCCAUUUCAUGACACUAUUUGUAUACAAAAUCUUCGAAAUAACACUUUCAUGCAACAUUUAAAUUUUCUUACGACACUAUAUUUCACAUAUUUUGAACGAAGGUAUGAAUUUCAGCAAUUUUAUCAAAUCAGAUUUGAAAAGAUUUGAAUCAAGCAAUUUUGUUUUUGAAAUCAUGUUAAAAUGAAGUCAUUAGGAUUUUGUUUUAUAUGUGUAAUGUAAUGUGCAUAUACAUGUACAUGGCUGUGUGCAUGUACAUGGCUGUGUGCAUGUACAUGACUGUGUCAUGUAUGUGCUCCUCCGUCUGACAUGUAAAUGGCUACAUCCUUUGGGGCAAAAGUGAAUAAUGUUUGUCAAACUAUUUUAUCAUCAACGGUGCAUCAAUUUAUGGAUAAACUGUUGAAUUCACACGCUGUCAUUGACUGUACUGUGACGUUUUUUUUAUGUGGUGUCGUUACGUUUUCAAGAUUCUUGUCUUGCUUGAUUUUCUAGACUAGAAUUUUCUCCGCUAAAUUCCCAUGUUAUGCUGAGGCUGGUCAAGCAAACUUGGGGUGUAUGCCUGUCAUCUUGUCUUGGCUCCAGUACCAGUAAAUGAGUAGGUUUGAAAGCAAAUGCAAGAUAUAUAAUGAAGUCUUUAAAAGACUUGAAAGUGUAAAUUUGUAUAUUUCAGCAAUUUUCAAGUCUUUACUAGUCGUUAACUGUGAUAGUGAUACAUGUAUGCCUUGUGAUGUGCGUUGUUUGCAAUGUACAUGUAUGCUAUGCUUAUUAAUUUAUAGAAGCCUGGAGUUAUAAACUGAAGUAGAAUGCCUUUUGGCAUUCGUGUAGCAUGUAUCUUUACUAGAGCAAGGUAUACUACGCUUAAUCGUCAAUGCCUCGAGCUUUUGAGCUGUCUACUUUGAAAUAGCGUAAUAGAGUUUCUCGAAUCAUGUAGUGAUGUAAACUUUUCCCAAAAUCAUUAAGAAUAUUCUUUGCGACAGAAAUGUAAAUAUUUUUCCAAAAAUACAGAGUGUGAAUUAAAAUGUUUCCCCAUUGAAAGGCCUGCUGACACUUUCAAAGGCCUAAUAAUGCUUUUGAUUGGGCCAUGUUUUAAUUUACACCCUGUAUAUCAUAUCUGGUACUGAAAAUUAAAUAUUUCUCAAAAUGAAGAAGUCAUUGUUGCUGCUGUUUAAUGGUGAAAAGUAUAAUGUUCUUGUCUUUGGAUUAUGGGCCAUUGGAUACUAUCUUGUGGACAUUUUAUGUAACAUUUUUGAGAUGUAUAUACUUUUCUAAAUAAAUGGCUGUGAAUAUGUGUAACAAA